Messenger RNA from Amblyraja radiata (thorny skate), 2652 nucleotides. It is a transcript of the gene c3h5orf34, whose product is annotated as chromosome 3 C5orf34 homolog. NCBI's taxonomy places the organism in Eukaryota, Metazoa, Chordata, Chondrichthyes, Rajiformes, Rajidae. The record is from RefSeq and is a predicted model, not a curated record. The coding region runs from base 12 to 2093 and encodes 693 amino acids. The transcript has 14 exons.
AAAAAGUAACGAUGAUUAAGAAAACAGCCUUCCUCACAGCCGGUGACACCAGCAACUUUGGUGUCGUCCGCAAACUUUGCAACCAACCUGCCAUGGCCUUGGUAAGUCUGAUGGUCUUAUACGAGGAUGAUUCUGUGGAAGUCCAACUCGCGGAUGGCUCCAGCCUCCAGCUCUCCCCUUGCGGAUCCGAAUUUAUGAUUGAGAAGAGUCCUGCGCCGAACUUGCACCCCUUGCAGAGCUGCUGCCGGGUGCGCCAGCGAACGCUGUUCACCAUCAGCAUUUACAAGGAGCAAGUACUGCAUGCUCUGGAGUUCAGGAAUCGAUUUGCCACUUGUCCGUAUCUCCCUGCAGAUUUGAUCACUGCAGACAAACUACAGAACCUGUUCCUUGAUAUCCCUGAAGUGAAAUGGCCCGGUACAGACAGGGAAGGUGCAGUGACGAUCGCUGACAAUGGUCGGGUUAUGGUCUCCUCCCUGGGAGGUCAAGCCUUCCUCUACUUGUCCCCAUCUCGACUGGAGUUCACCGUGGAGUUCCUGGCGCGGGUCAGCCGCCCCGUCCCCGGCAAACCGCGUCCUAAACCGGGACUGGCGCAGAGCGACGGGCUUAGCUCGGAGCAGGAGAACGUGAAGCCUGUGGCACUGGCUUCGGGGAACAACGCUUCGGUGGGGAGAGCCCGCGGUCGGCAGGGUGAAGCCCAAAGAGCUGCGCCACCCUGCAAGCCGGAUGUCAGAGGCUCAACGGAGAUGUGUCCCAAGUACACGCACCAGUACACCUGGGUGGUCCAGCACCACACCGUCUCCCUGUGUCCACCAGAAUGGCGUCACCCUCUCAAUCUAGCACUUCACUGCAGUGGGCAAGAAGAUAAAUCACCAAGCGACCACUCCGGCAGACAUGACAAGCCUGAGACACCGGGGCCUCUUGCAGUGCCAGAAGCCACCACUAUUCCGCCCAAGGCUCUGCCCCUCAACUGUCCAGCCCCACAUCUUCACAGAUGGCGAUACAGAAAUGUGUUGAGUCAGGGAGAGCCAGACUUGGAGACCUGUCUGGAUUCGGAGCCAGUGAAAGUGGUUUGGUGCCAAGGUGUUGUGUACAGAGUAAUUGCUGGGACAGUGACCUCUGUGGAAAUUUACCCAGGAGAUGGUUCUGUUCUCAAAGCCCACGAUGCCAUGAGCAACUACUUCACUCAUUAUCGGGUGGGACACGCUGACGUGCAGGGAGAAGAGAGAAUGUACAGAGUGAGCAGCCUUCCUCCAGACACACCUGGCUCCAAAUACUCCAUCUGUUCCAUGGUCACACGUGCACUCAGGAUCCUGCAGUGCUGGAACCAGUUCAAGCUGUCCCUAAAACUGCCCAGUGUGCGUUGCUGGAUCACGGAGGAGUUGCAGCCAGGACCUCCUAUCCAGUUCCCAGCUAUUCUCGCCGAGGAAGUGAUUGGUAACGUCGGAAGAUUCCUGGCAUUUUCCGAUGGGCAGGUCCAUGUCACCUUCUGCAACGGCGUUCGACUGAGCACAACCUGGGACUUUGGGUCCCGGCAGAGGAGAGAGCAGAAGACCAUGUCCCAGCAGGGCAAUCCCAUGACCUCACCCACGGGUCUCGGCGAAACACAAGCUGGUUGGUACCGAUUAUUGUUUCCAGAUAGAUCCUCCCAAUCGGUUCAAAUGCAUUCUGCUGGAAGCUACGAGAGAUACGUUACUGCAGCAACGGACUGGUGCCGACACGUGUGUGAAAAAACACAGGAGCGAAAAUCCAAGGACAUGCCCAGUCAACAGGCCAGCGGACAGGAGGAGAACUGGUCUGUUAUCUCAGAACUUCAGAAGAUCCAGAGGUUUAACUUUCUGCUGGAGAACUCCAAGUAUCUAAAGCCUGAGCCCCCAUCGCCCACCGUUCCUGCCCUUCAGCCGCCCACGGAGACCUCCCUCCCACCCCCAGGAGAUGACGGCUGGAGCGUGGAGUUGGCACUGCAAAGGACUGGCAGGGCCAUCCAAGAUAUCGAGCUGCUGCUCGAGGCAAACCAAAAAGCGGUGACGGCAAAAUUAAAUGAGGGAGGCGAAGGGUCGGGCACGCUGAGGGAAACACAGGAGUGCAGUGGAUGAACAGGAACGUCACUGUAUUCAAGACCUGUCUUAAACUUCAGGGCAAUGGACUUGCUCAGAUCUGCCCCCAUGCACUUUGCAAGGCUCCUGCGGUAUUUAAAAGAUGCAAAAUCACCACAGAGAACAUGGGUCCGAGGUGGUGGAGACGCGAGAGAUGCUGGAGAAUGGACGAACCAAUAAUCUGCUGGAGGAACUCAGCGGGUCAAGAAAUUAUCAGUGGGUCGGGAGGAGGUGGGAAGGAAUCAUUGACGUGUUGGGUGAGGAGUGAGAGUGGAGGGGGAAGGUAGCCAGUAUAAAGAGGAGGAGGCGUGAGGUGGUAGGAGGAGAGGUGAGGAACAAUGGGUAGAUAACUCAGAUCCAUGUUCUCCAGAGAUGUUGCCUAACCCGUUACUCCGGCACUUUGUCUUUCCUUGGUAAGCCAGCGUCUGCCGUUCCUUGCAUUGGUGACUCAGGCAACUGCAGGUAGCACAACCCAGAGCUACAGUCCCGUUUAAACACAAAUUUUUAUUCUACAAAUACUUUUCUUCAAAAAAUAAAAUAAACAUACAGAGUAUUAACA